Messenger RNA from Bactrocera latifrons, 1363 nucleotides. RefSeq lists its product as uncharacterized. The record is from RefSeq and is a predicted model, not a curated record. Lineage: Eukaryota; Metazoa; Arthropoda; Insecta; Diptera; Tephritidae. The transcript is spliced from 3 exons. The coding region runs from base 1 to 1212 and encodes 403 amino acids.
AUGUAUAAAAGCCGUAAAUAUAAAGGUUACAAGAGUAGUGUUGGUUCAUAUUUCAAAGGUUCAUGCAGCAAAUAUAAAACGAUGCGACAGAUUAUAAUAUUGGCCAGUUUGGUGGCUUGCUGCGUUGCGGCUCCUACAUCACAACAAACUUCUACGGCAGUUAAAGGCAACGAUUUACCGUUGGAGCGUCCUAGUCCUAUUAAUCCCGAUAUACCCAGUGAUCCUAAGCCUGCUGAGAAGAUCACCAAGAUCACCGACCCGAGCGAGAUUGUGAAACAUAAGCGUGAAGCUGAGGAUAAACCUUAUGAUCAUAUAACACGUUUUGCGCCAACUGCGCUACCUGUCAGACAAAACGAAAAUAAAUAUUCACAAGAGUCAAGCGAGCACAGUUUGGAGGCUGAUUCUACUCAUCAUCGUCAAAAGCGAGAAAAGGGGCAAAAGAAAGAAAAGAGAAAGUCUGGGCCUACACCUGUAUCAUCCCGCAAGACCCAUCCUGGCCCAGCGCCUGCUCGCGAUUUACCCAAAUCUCGCCAACGUCGUCAAGUAGAUCCCCAUCUAAUUGGAGCAUCUACAGUACCAGUGGCACCACUUCUUUAUAGUGAUGAAAAAAAUAAAUCAACUGAAGAAGAGGUUCAACAUGAAACAAAUUCUGAAGAUCCAGUUGUAUCAGAAGUUGGUGACCACACUGAAGCUCACGAAUCAGAGAGCGCACAUGUAGCAACGCCAGUUAAACGAGAUAUACCAGUUUCAUUAGUGCCAAAAUAUCACCAUCCUGAGGAGUCACCAAAGAGUGGUGACAAGACAGAGAAAAAAGAGAAAAAUAGUAGUGAGGAGGAUAAUGAGUCAAAAGAAAGUAGUGAAAGUAAAGAAAGCCAUGCAGACUCUAAGGAAAAGAAACCAAUGAUCCAAUCACAAAAUCUGCCCAUAGAUCAUCAGCAAGAUCCACAUAUCCCGGCACAAGCUUCACACACCACAAUUAACAAAGAAAAGUUAGAAGAACACACUACACCAGUUUUAGAGCAAAGCAAACCUGCUGAGGUACAAAACAUUACAUCUGCUAUAGAGCAUAUAAAUGAACCACUUGUGGAACAGCUAGCCGGCGUUUUGCCAACUGAAGUCAUCGCGUAUGAAACUCCUGCUGGCAAAGAGACUGUCACUAUUAAACAUCCCAUACCUGUUGCUGAGUUGUUUCCAACUCAUAAGCCGGCAUAGACUCMCCUGGMUCGCUAAAUUUGGAAAUUAUAACAUCAUUUUUCUGUUUCAUUCCUAACUUGCACUUUAGUUGUUAAAACAUGUUUUUACACUUUAAAAUAACACAUUUUGUUAAUACACGAUUAUAAAUAAAACACUUAUUUAACGAAUA